Apus apus (common swift) is the source of this 1707-nucleotide messenger RNA. Its product is annotated as histone acetyltransferase KAT7-like. The record is from RefSeq and is a predicted model, not a curated record. The coding region runs from base 1 to 1641 and encodes 546 amino acids. Gene Ontology annotation, biological process: regulation of DNA-templated transcription. Lineage: Eukaryota; Metazoa; Chordata; Aves; Apodiformes; Apodidae. The transcript has 10 exons. Gene Ontology annotation, molecular function: histone acetyltransferase activity.
AUGGACAAUAGGUUUAGUGAUUUGGAGAUGGAUAUUCACCAUAGCAUUCGAAGGAUUGGUGAAUUGGAGAAAUAUGUCCACCGACUUCCCAUAAAUAGGGACAAAGUCCCAACUAAUUUACCUUCUCGCUAUACCGGUUCUGAGGAUGAGGAUGAGGAGGAGGAGAGAAUAGAGCAUAAACAACUGCGCCCGGUUAUGAGAACGACUUUUGCUCUUGAUGAAGAUACUGAGGCAGCCGUGAAAAUCAAACUUAGAAUCGAAAAAGGAGAUCUGCGAGGAUUUACAUGGUCUGAUUUGGCCAAAGAAUUUAUAAAAUACGGCAAGGAAUAUGAGGAUACAUCUGAUUCUGAAGAUGUUCCCAAGCCUUCUGCAGCCAGACAAAAGACUCGACCCUCCUAUGCUGAUGUGGCUGCCAGGGCACCCUGGGAUCCUCCUAAGCAGCGGGAGAAAUCACGGGGUGACUGGACAGUCGUGGAUAGAUCUAGAAACAACAGAAAGCCAAACAGCACCCAUAAAAGCCAGUACCCUGAAAAUAAAGGUGCUUCAUCUCGAGGUGAUGACAAAGGGCCCUACGCUAAGCUUAAGGAGGAAGCCAGGCGUAAAGGUAUCCCAUCGAAGCUUUUGUCUCAGGAUUAUUCUUAUCAGCUUCUGAAAGACCUGGAGCACAGACAAACCUAUGGCAACACUAGGGAACCUCUCCUUGAAAACCUGAUCAGUGAGUAUGACUUGGAGCUUUUCCGGAGAGCACAAGCACGGGCAUCUGAGGACGUGGAACAGCUGCGGCUCCAGGGCCAGAUCACAGAAGGCAGCAACAUGAUUAAAACCAUCGCGUUUGGCCGCUACGAGCUGGACACCUGGUACCACUCCCCCUACCCAGAGGAGUAUGCUCGCCUGGGCCGUCUCUACAUGUGUGAAUUCUGCCUCAAGUACAGGAAGAGCCAGACAAUACUUCGCAGGCACAUGGCAAAAUGUGUUUGGAAACACCCACUGGGUGAUGAAAUCUACCGGAAAGGCUCCAUCUCAGUGUUUGAAGUGGAUGGGAAGAAGAACAAGAUCUACUGUCAAAACCUGUGUCUGCUGGCAAAACUUUUCUUGGACCAUAAAAUACUGUAUUAUGAUGUUGAACCCUUCCUCUUCUAUGUCAUGACAGAAGCAGACAACACUGGCUGUCACCUGAUAGGUUAUUUCUCCAAGAAGGAUUCUUUUCUCAGCUACAAUGUUUCUUGUAUCCUGACAAUGCCCCAGUACAUGAGGCAAGGUUAUGGCAAGAUGCUCAUUGACUUCAGCUAUUUGCUUUCCAAAGUAGAAGAAAAAGUUGGCUCUCCAGAACAUUCUCUGUCUGAUUUAGGGCUCAUCAGCUACAGGAGCUACUGGAAGGAAGUUCUUCUUCGUUACCUGCGUAAUUUCCAAGGAAAAGAGAUUUCUAUCAAAGAAAUCAGCCAGGAGACUGCAGUGCAUCCUGUUGACAUUGUUAGCACCUUGCAGGCACUUCAGAUGCUCAAGUACUGGAAGGGAAAACACCUGGUCCUGAAAAGACAGGAUCUGAUUGAUGAAUGGAGAGCCAAAGAGGCUAAAAGAUCCAACAGCAAUAAGAUCAUGGAUCCCAGCUGUUUGAAAUGGACCCCUCCUAAGGGAACUUAACUGUCUCUCACUCCUGAAGCCAGUGAACCCCAGCAGUAGGAAGUACCCUAGGGAUCUCUGUCGUAU